CUGGGAUCUCAGUUACCGAGCACCGCUACCCGAGGGAGGAGGUCACCGCAGUAAACUCUGUUACAUUAAGAUUAUAUAUUUUUUUUUCUACGCGUUCUCAGUGCUUGUCACAUUUUAUUCGUGGUUUAUUUAUAACGUAUCUUUAUAUUUUUUAUAUUUAUCUAUUUUGAAGAUUUAUUUAUUGCUAUUUAAAUCGACAUCUCCAGUAUACCCGCCGCACCCCAUAUACAGGCAGAAAGCCAAGCUCCGCAGCAACAGCAGCCGCACCAACAUCUACAUCAGCUCCUGGAGGCACAGUAUAUAUAUAUUUUUUUUAAAGCCUCUCCAAUUCUGCACAAGGCUUACAUAGUCCGGAUAAGAUGACCAAAGCUGAGAUGGGAAGAUUUAACAUCUCUCCCGAUGAGGAUAGCAGCAGCUCCAACAGUAAUGAAGACUUCGCCUACCCUGCAAAGAAGCUCUCUAUUAAAUGUCAUUAUGAUGUGGAUUCAGAAAAUCAAAAUUUCCUUCUUGAGCCAACGCUGGCAAAGAAGAAAUGUGAAACAGAAUAUCUUCCAGGGACAACAUCAUUUGGGAUGUCAGUGUUUAACCUCAGCAAUGCGAUUGUUGGAAGUGGUAUUCUUGGGCUGGCUUAUGCCAUGGCCAACACUGGAAUUGCCCUGUUCAUGAUUCUCUUGGUAUUUGUGGCAUUAUUCUCUAUAUAUUCCAUCCAUCUACUACUGAAAACAGCAAGUGAAGGAGGUUCCUUAUUGUAUGAGCAGUUGGGAUUCAAGGCCUUUGGCUUACCUGGAAAACUGGCAGCUUCUGGCUCUAUAACAAUGCAAAAUAUUGGAGCCAUGUCCAGCUAUCUCUACAUUGUGAAAUAUGAACUGCCCCUUGUAAUCAAGGCACUUAUGGGAAUUGAAGAGAGCUCUGGAGAAUGGUAUUUAAAUGGAGAUUAUCUGGUUUUGAUAGUCUCUGUAAGUCUCAUCCUUCCUUUGUCACUGCUUAAAAACUUAGGAUACCUGGGAUACACAAGUGGGCUUUCCCUUAUGUGCAUGGUCUUCUUUAUCAUUGUUGUGAUCUACAAAAAGUUUCAGAUUACAUGUCCUUUAUGGUUUAAUCACAAUGCCAUGAAUUCCACUUUAAACAGCACCUUGUCUCAUCUGGCCUCACACGUACCAGUCAAUAAAGCUCUUCACAAUGAGACUGACGAUGAGAUGUGCACACCAAAAUAUUUUGUGUUUAAUUCUCAGACUGUAUAUGCUGUACCCAUCCUUACGUUCUCCUUUGUGUGUCAUCCAGCUGUUCUUCCCAUCUACCAAGAGCUUAAAGGUCGUAGCCGUAGAAGAAUGAUGAACGUCUCCAACGUUUCCUUUUUUGCCAUGUUUAUCAUGUACCUCUUAGCUGCCCUCUUUGGAUAUUUGACAUUUUAUGGGAAUGUUGAACCAGAGUUACUCCAUACUUACUCCACAUUUGUCGGAUCUGGUGUAAUCUUUAUUAUUGUGCGUUUGGCAGUACUUGUGGCAGUCACCUUGACCGUUCCUAUUGUCAUUUUUCCAAUUCGCAGCUCUAUCACUGAGUUAUUGUGCUCAGGGAAGGAUUUCAGCUUAAUACGCCAUACUUUGAUAACGGUCGUAAUACUGGGAUUUACCAAUGCUCUUGUUAUUUUCGUUCCAACUAUAAGGGAUAUCUUUGGAUUUAUUGGGGCCUCUGCUGCAGCAAUGUUGAUCUUUAUACUGCCAUCUGCUUUUUACAUCAAACUAGUUAAGAAGGAGUCCAUGAAAUCAGUGCAAAAGAUUGGGGCUGUACUGUUUCUCAUCAGUGGAUUCUUCGUUAUGAUUGGUAGUAUGACUCUCAUUAUUCUCGACUGGAUCCAUAAUUAGUCUGGUGACCAUUAAAUGACUUGAGCACUCUGCGUGAAGUGGAAGUGUUCUCUCAGAAGCCUUCUACUGAAUAUUUUAACAUUGCUUACAAUUUCUCUUCCUUUGAGAUGAGGAUUUUUGUGGUGGAACACAUGAACUUCUUAGAAUCGAGUUCUACAUCUUUGCAAGGACGUUGCCAUCUAAAAUCCAAAGGUUCUGAAAGAAGGAAGUAAUUUUAUUCCAUUCCAAAGAAUGGACAAAAAUCUCUAAACUUUUAUCAAGCCACAUGUCUGGCUAUUUUCAUUUACUGUUACUUGUAAUUACUUGAAUGUGCCUAAAAGGAAUCAUUUGUGAAAGAACGCUACACUACAAAGUGUUAAAUGGGAGAGGCAAAUUAGCUCUCUUUUUGUACCAAAAAGGCUGAUCCCUUUAAAAGCACUUCUGAAGGAAGGGCAAUAUUGUAAAAAGUAUGUUUUUUGUAAAAAAAAAAGGAACUUUCAGAUGGUUUAUUCAGUUAUAUCCGCAAAAACAAAUAUUUCAGCAGUAUUUUUUAGCAUAAUUAUAUUGUCACUUAUGGAGUGCACAAUAAGAAUCCAGAACAUUUUUAUAUGGUAUUAAAACAAGAAAAUGAUGAGCUGUAGUAUCAUCAAUGUGUGUAUCCUUCUUAAGAAUGUUGAUGUUCUUUAAGUGCUACAAAUUGCAAUUUGUAAUUGUAAACCUUUAUCAAUGACACGUCAGCCAUCUGUAGCGUAUUAAGGGCUAUCGGAGAGCAGCCUCAUCACUGUCAGCAAGAACCGUGCUCCUACAGCCCUGGAAGCCCUUGUGAUGGCCAACCUAUAGUGUAUGUUGCUGUCUUUAUGGGGGUUAAAAAAAACUGGCACUACUCAUACUGGUCUGUAAUAAACAUGUUACAUAAUCUGCUACUUAAUAUCUUAGGCAAAUUAAUAUCAUGCCAGUUAAAGAAAAAACUACAGAAUAUGUUAAUAUCAAACAUUCUUUUUUUUAUUCCUGGUAUUAUCAAAGUGGUACAAAACUGUAAUAUUUAAAUGAUUUAAUUUAUUUUAGCUCCGUGGCAGUUUACUUCAUGUACAGUAUUUCUCAAUAUUUAAAUAAUAAUUUAUAAAGUACUGAAUUACUUGACACAUUUUUUUUUUUCAUCCCUUGAUUGUUUUAUUUUUUGUUUACUCCGUACAAUGUUCCGCUGCAAUACUGUAACCAAAAGAAAAAUGCACAAAUAACUCCAAAAAAAAAUACAACUGAAUUUGGUUGAAGCAGAUUUACUUGUGCAUAAUUGAUAUUUGCCAUCUUUGUUAAUAACAUAGCUUUGGUAUAAAUGAUUAAUUAGACUUUACCAAGGGAAUAAAAAAAAAAGCUGUAGUAUGUUAAUCCACUGUAUUUUUAAAUGUAUCAGUAUCAUGAAGAAGUGCAAAACUGGAGCAGCUAUAGGUUAAAAUUAAAUUUGUUAUUUUUUUUGUAGAAUUACAUUUUAGUACUGGAUAUUAAUACAACUAUGUAAAUUUGUUUUUUAAGUUUUACAUUUCUGACUUUACAGUAGAAGUAAAAUCAGUAGUAGCUUCUUAAAGCCAUUUUGUAUACAUGCGAACUAUAUAACACUUCUGUAAGUAAAUGUUACCUCUACCUUCUAUUCACUAAUAGUGAAGCAUGUGUACAAUCUUUAGAAGGUAUACUAAUUCAGGUACAAGUUAAUAUGCUGGUAGAAAACAUCCAUAAUACACUCUGGUUAUAAUGAAUACACCUACUUAUAAAAGUAUUUUACCACUGUUUUGUCACCUCAUUGUCUUCCAUAGACAGAUAUAACUCUAUUGUGCUAUUUAUAGUGCAUUAAUCUAUUUUAAUGAACUUUGUACAGGAGAACAUUGUAAAUAUAUAUAUAUAUAUAUAUAUUUGUAUAUAAAUAUUGUUGUGUAGAUACAUAACUUUUUUUUUUUUUUUUUUUUUUUUAUUCAUACCUUUCUUUGAACAAUUACAAGCGUUAGUCAAACGAUUAACAGCCCUGUACUCUUACACUGAAAGUGUUAUCAAUUGUUCCUUCACUAGUUUGAAGUUUCUUUUGCUGUAUGGCAAUCCAAUAGACCAACACAAAUUUUUGGGAUUGCCAGAAUUAGGUCUGUGGCAAAAACCAUCUUGUAUAGAAACAGUCCCAACUUCCUAUAUAUUGUAGAUAUUGCUGUAACAAAGUAAAGUUAAGUUGCUAUGCAUUAUGUUGUCAGUUUAUGUACUAAGCAAAACAGAAAAAAACAAUGUAAAAAGUUGGAGAAACUUUAUUUCUUUUGGCAUAAUAGCAUAAACAGAAAUGUAUACAAAUAUUGCAUAUGCUAGUUAUAUACUUUGUUAUAUAGGAACUUUUAUAGAAUUUCGGAAGUUCAGCUAAUGCAACACUUGAUAAUGAAAGGGUCCAUAUAUGUAAAUAUAAUAUGUGCAACUUGCAUUAUGAUUUGGUUUGAAUAUUAUAGUUCAUAUCUGAAUUUUGAGGUAGUUGUACUGUACAAAUGUAGCCUCCCAUAUAGUAUGUGUUUAAAACUUUCUGUAUAUUUAUGUAAAAUAUUGCUAAAACCAGCAGCUUGAAGGUGUUGGUGGUCUCUGAGUUUCAAUGAAACAUUGUAUGCUUUUAAUUGAUCUGAAAUAAACACAUAAAAUAA
Molecule: messenger RNA, 4501 nt
Organism: Bombina bombina (fire-bellied toad)
Lineage: Eukaryota; Metazoa; Chordata; Amphibia; Anura; Bombinatoridae
Gene: SLC38A2
Product: solute carrier family 38 member 2
Exons: 15
Coding region: 360-1862 (500 amino acids)
Biological process (GO): L-glutamine transport; amino acid transmembrane transport
Molecular function (GO): L-glutamine transmembrane transporter activity
Source: RefSeq, a predicted model, not a curated record